AUGUCUCCUGAAACAAGUAUAAAUGAUUUGUAUCAAACAUUUAUAAUGAAUCCUAAUAAACAAAAUCAAUAUCAAAUUCGCAGAAUGCUUGAAACUGAUGUUGAAACAGUAGUUAAAAUCGAGCAAAUUACAUGGCUUGAUCAAGCAUGGUCUUCUCAACAGUUUCUCGAUUUUGUUAAUUAUCCACAUUGGAAGUGUUGGAUACUUGAAAGUACUCACAAUGAUACUUUAGUAUUUGGAUAUGGUCUUCAUUAUAUCGACAACCAUGUAUCACAUAUAGCGAAUAUAUGUAUUGAUCCUUAUCAACGUGGUCAUGGGUUAGGUGGAAUACUUUUACAAUAUAUGAUAGACUAUUCUCGUCGACUAGGUGCGUCAACAAUUGAACUUGAAGUAAAUACAUCAAAUAUAAAUGCAUAUAGAUUAUAUUAUAAAUAUGGUUUUCGAAUAGUUCGAUCUCUUCCUCAAUACUAUGGCAAAUAUGGAGAUGCUUAUCACAUGGUACUUGCAAUAUAA
Rotaria sp. Silwood2 is the source of this 513-nucleotide messenger RNA. NCBI's taxonomy places the organism in Eukaryota, Metazoa, Rotifera, Eurotatoria, Philodinida, Philodinidae. The record is from the annotation of a GenBank genome assembly.